Messenger RNA from Anopheles coustani, 1624 nucleotides. Its product is annotated as protein MEMO1. The record is from RefSeq and is a predicted model, not a curated record. The coding region runs from base 176 to 1063 and encodes 295 amino acids. The transcript has 4 exons. NCBI's taxonomy places the organism in Eukaryota, Metazoa, Arthropoda, Insecta, Diptera, Culicidae.
CCUGUGUGUCCACGGCGGAUGUAUUAAAGUGUUCCAUCCAGCUUUUGGAAUAACCUCAACUCAUCAACAACCGAGGGCACUUUCACUUUAUAGAGGAAGCCAUCACCCGUAGGAGAAGCAACAGCAGGGAUAUUGCAUAGACACAAACCCGUCGAUCGUUCGUAACCUACUUUAUAUGCCAAAUAUGUACCGUGAAGCAUCGCACGCUGGUAGCUGGUAUACGGAUUCGGGACCCGAACUGAAUCGUCAACUAAACAAGUGGCUAGAUGAUGCCGACCUUACCUUCGGGCCUGCCCGUGCCAUCAUUGCCCCCCAUGCUGGGUACCGUUAUUGCGGUGCUUGUGGUGCAUGGGCCUACCGACAAAUUAGUCCAGCCGUAGUCAAACGUGUGUUCAUUUUGGGACCAUCGCAUCAUGUGCGCCUUUCCCGCUGUGCCCUCUCCGCUGCUCAGUACUGCCGUACGCCGCUGUACGAUCUGAAGGUUGACCAGCAAAUCAAUUCUGAGCUCGAGGCUACUGGCCAUUUCAAGUGGAUGGACCAAAAGACGGAUGAAGAUGAGCAUAGUAUUGAGAUGCAUCUUCCAUACGUGGCGAAAGUGAUGGAAAAUUUCAGGGAUCAGUUCACCAUUGUCCCUGUGAUGGUGGGCUCCAUCAGCACGGAGUGGGAAGAAACCUACGGUAAAAUCUUCGCCCCUUACCUGGCCGAUCCUCAGAAUUUGUUUGUCAUUUCGUCCGAUUUUUGUCACUGGGGGCAACGAUUCCGGUACACGUACUAUGAGGAAGGUUCCGGUCCGAUCUACAAGUGGAUCGAAACACUGGAUAAGAUGGGAAUGGAUUUGAUCGAAACGCUCAAGGCGGAUAGCUUUAGCGAAUACCUACGAAAGUACAACAAUACCAUCUGUGGGCGUCAUCCGAUCGGCGUGCUGAUGCAGUCCGUCGAAGAACUGAAACGCCGUGGUUACCGAAUGAGCUUCAAAUUUCUGAAGUAUGACCAAAGCAAUCAGUGCUGUGAUAAGAAAGACUCCAGCGUCAGCUAUGCCUCCGGUUCGUUGAUUUUUGAGUGAGGUGUUGUUUGUUUUUCGUUUUUUUCUCUCAUCUGCUCUGCGUCGAUUGAACGCAGUGGGCCAUUAUUCACUGCUUCCACGUCACGUCGAAUUAAGUUUUUCUUUUUUUUCUUAGUUUGAAGGCAAUUUUCUACGUUUUUGCAAGGUUUAAUACGUUUGAUGUGAGGCGUGUGUUUUUCUUCUUUUCAACAGGCUCAUGUGUAAUCGUUUAAUUUAAUUCAUUUCUCAUUUGAAUGUAAUUUUUAAGGAAUUAGCAUACAAGAACGUAUAGAUUUUAUGCGAAACGAACAAACAAUAUUCAUUUUUUUUCACCUAUGAGAUGAUUCUGUCCGUGGACAUGCAGGAAAUGGUGUCUAUCAAUUGAAAUUUCUCCCAUAAGAUUCUCAUUGUAAGUAUGAAUUUAAAAUUUCUUGUGGUUGAAAUUCAUUCAUGAAGGCAGCCACGAAAACAAAGAAAGCUAGCAUAUGCGAUCAGAGAUAAAAUAAAAUAUUGAAUUAUUUUUUUAACCAUCGUUGUCUUUAGAGUGCUAUGCAGUAAGAAAUAAAACAAGUCGAAGUGCAA